Molecule: messenger RNA, 1711 nt
Organism: Felis catus (domestic cat)
Lineage: Eukaryota; Metazoa; Chordata; Mammalia; Carnivora; Felidae
Gene: ACP2
Product: acid phosphatase 2, lysosomal
Exons: 11
Coding region: 251-1306 (351 amino acids)
Biological process (GO): dephosphorylation; lysosome organization
Cellular component (GO): lysosome
Molecular function (GO): acid phosphatase activity
Source: RefSeq, a predicted model, not a curated record
UGGGGUCGGGAUCUGGAGGAGCGGGAGCUGGUUUAGGACAAGACAACUGGCCUGGAGGGUCGGGGGCCCAGUUCGGAAUUGAUGUGGAGCCCGAGUUAUUUUCGGGGACAGGCAGGGUGUAAUUAAUUAUAUAUCAGGGCAUAGGUCGCUGUACCGACAUGGAGACCGUUCGCCAGUGAAGACAUAUCCCAAGGAUCCCUAUCAGGAAGAGGAGUGGCCCCAGGGGUUUGGUCAGCUAACUAAGGAGGGGAUGCUACAGCAUUGGGAGCUGGGCCAGGCUCUGCGGCAACGCUACCAUGGCUUUCUCAACACCUCUUACCACCGGCAAGAGGUUUAUGUGCGAAGCACAGACUUUGACCGUACGCUCAUGAGUGCUGAGGCCAACCUGGCCGGACUCUUCCCUCCCAACGGGAUACAGCGCUUCAACCCAAAUAUCUCUUGGCAACCUAUCCCUGUUCACACUGUGCCCAUCACUGAGGAUAGGCUGCUGAAGUUCCCGUUGGGCCCGUGUCCCCGUUACGAGCAGUUACAAAACGAGACCCGACAGACGCCAGAGUAUCAGAAUGAGAUCAUUCAGAAUGCACAAUUUCUGGAUAUGGUGGCCAACGAGACAGGCCUUACAGACCUGACGCUGGAGACCGUCUGGAAUGUCUAUGACACACUCUUCUGCGAGCAAACACACGGGCUGGUCCUGCCACCCUGGGCCUCUCCCCAGACCAUGCAGCAUCUGAGCCGGCUAAAGGACUUCAGCUUCCGCUUCCUCUUCGGGAUCUACGAGCAGGCAGAGAAGGCCCGGCUUCAGGGGGGAGUCCUGUUGGCUCAGAUACGGAAGAACCUGACCCUCAUGGCAGCCUCUUCCCAACUCCCUAAGCUGCUGGUUUACUCUGCGCACGACACCACCCUGGUUGCUCUGCAAAUGGCACUGGAUGUCUACAAUGGGGAACAAGCCCCCUACGCCUCCUGCCACAUAUUUGAACUGUACCAGGAAGAUAAUGGGAAUUUCUCAGUGGAGAUGUACUUUCGGAAUGAGAGUAACAAGGCUCCCUGGCCGCUGAUCCUGCCUGGCUGCCCUCACCGCUGCCCCCUGCAGGACUUCCUUCACCUCACAGAGCCCGUCGUGCCCAAGGAUUGGCAGCAAGAAUGCCAGCUGGCAAGCGGGCCUGCAGACACGGAGGUGAUCGUGGCCUUGGCUGUAUGCGGCUCCAUCCUCUUCCUUCUCAUAGUGCUGCUCCUCACUGUCCUCUUCCGGAUGCAGGCCCAGCCUCCGGGCUACCGCCAUGUCGCAGAUGGGGAGGAUCAUGCCUGACAACCACUCAGCCCCCUUCCCUCUGCCUCCUAGGGGAGGUGGGCUGGGCCCUUGCUCCUGACUAUUGCUGCUCCCCAGCCCAUGGACAGGAGACCCUGGGUUGGCCUCCCUCUGAUUACCCUAACCUAGAUGAACAAGUGGGGCUCGGCUUGGCCCCUGGCACCUGUCGCUCAGCAUUCGUGUGCCUCCUGUUUACCAAGUACUAUGUUGGACUUUGGCUUUCUCCAAACAAGACUUGCCUCCGCCAUGCUUCCGAAGGACUAGAAGUGUAGACAAGUAUCCAAGUUUCACUCAGGACCUGGGAUUGAAAAACUGAAGGAGUUGGUGCUUGAUCGCCUUGCCCCCGCCAAUCAAGCCUUGCUCUCUCUUCCAGCUCGGAGUCUUUGGCAAAUGGUUCAGGGGACA